Messenger RNA from Pseudonaja textilis, 5511 nucleotides. The record is from RefSeq and is a predicted model, not a curated record. NCBI's taxonomy places the organism in Eukaryota, Metazoa, Chordata, Lepidosauria, Squamata, Elapidae.
UUCUCUUGGACAUAAAAAGUUGCUUCCUUUUUCAGAGUGAAAUUUUUGUGCUAAUAUGCUGUCAUAGAAAGAUACUGCAUGAAACAGAACUGACGGCCACAAUGCCUGCUUUCUUGCAGAAGAUGCUAGUCUUCUGGGUCCUCUUCCUCACAAGUGCCAAAGAAAUCAGCUCCCUGGAAAUUACUCCCAAUGCCCACGAAGUUGUCCUCAACCUCUACACUGAUUUUACCCUGAAAUGUUCAAGCCACGACGAGGUUAUCUGGAAAACAGACAACAAGCAUACCAAAUUGGACACUGUCCUGGAGAAAAAGGGCACCAUUUUUACCAGCACCCUCACAUUAAGGAACUUGACUGGUUUGAACACAGGUGAAUAUUCCUGUACCAACGAUCAAGCCCUGGAUGGAAAGUCCAUCUACGUUUUUGUACCAGAUCUCUCCAUGCCUUUCCUACCAAGCAUCCCUGAAGAGACCUUUGUGUUCAGCCCAGGUUAUGGUGAAGUCAUUAUUCCUUGCCGUGUGACAAACCCCAAUGCCACAGUAUCUCUUCAUGAAAAGAGGGUUAAUGAUCCAGUCCCUGGAAUGUAUUUUCCACAGCUAGGCUUUAAAGGACGGUUUGAAGACAGGACCUAUAUCUGCAAGGCAAUGAUAGAAGAUGAAGAGUUUGAGUCUGAAACAUUCUAUGUCUACACUAUCCAAGUUCCUUUUCCUUCAUCCUUCAUCAAUGUUUCUAUCAGUGCAGUGCAAACUAUUUUGAAACAAGGUGAAACUAUUAUUGUGACAUGUGCAGUAAGAGGCAUUGAGUUGAUCAGUUAUACCUGGCGUUAUCCUGGACAGAUGGUAGGCAAAGAGGUAAAACCCAUGACGCACAUUGUUUCAGGAGACAAACAUUAUACUAGUUCCACCUUAACUAUUCACAAUGCAGACUUGGAUGAUCAGGGUCUAUAUGCAUGUGAGGCCAAGGACACGUAUCUUGGACAACAAGAAGAACAAAGUAUCUUCAUCAGAGUGAUUGAGCGUGGCUUUGUGACUUUUCACACUGUUCUAAACGAGACCAUAUUUGCAGAACUGCACAAAAGUCACACCUUUUUGAUACAGAUGGAAGCCUAUCCAAGUCCAACCAUAAUCUGGUUUCAGAACAAGAAGCCCCUGACUUCUGAGAGCAACAGUGAUUUUGCUAUCAACAGCAGGAAUUUGUCAGAAACCAGGUAUCAGACUACUCUGACCCUCGUAAGGGUGAAAGCAAGUGAGGGAGGUUUGUACACUGUCCGAGCAUUUCACGAAGAUGAUGUAAAAGAACUCUCCUUUUAUUUGCAGAUUAAUGUCCCAGCUACAGUCACUGAACUGAGAGACAGUAGCAACAAAACAAAUGGUGAGCAAACAGUGAUCUGUACUACAGAAGGAAUGCCCCAACCAGAGAUUACCUGGUAUACCUGUAAUAAUGACAAAUGGUGUGCGGGGGAAACGACUAAGAUCCUGGGAAACACCUCAGAAGAGAUGAAUCUGCAAACAAAUUUCACUUAUGAAGAUGACAGAAAAGUAUACGUUGUGACAAGCAAGCUCCACUUUCACAGAGUAGAUGAGCCUAUCUUUAUCCAAUGUGCAGCUCAAAAUCUCCUUGGUGCUCACACUCAGCAAAUCACCCUGGUCCCAUACAAUCUACCUUUUAAAGUGAUCGUUAUUUCAGUAAUCGUGGCUUUUGUGAUUCUCAUGGUUCUUUUCCUGGUGAUCCUCAUUUUCUUGUGGCGAAAAAAGCCUCGAUAUGAAAUUCGCUGGAAGGUGAUUGAGUCAGUCAGCUCUGAUGGGCAUGAAUAUAUCUAUGUGGACCCUAUGCAACUGCCUUAUGAUUCCAGUUGGGAAGUCCCAAGGGACAGGCUGGUUUUAGGACGUACGUUGGGCUCUGGAGCCUUUGGGCGUGUGGUGGAAGCAAUUGCUCACAGCCUCAGCCAUUCUCAGUCCACCAUGAGAGUUGCUGUGAAAAUGCUCAAGUCCACAGCCCGAAGCAGUGAAAAGCAGGCUCUGAUGUCAGAACUGAAGAUCAUGAGCCACCUUGGGCCUCACUUGAACAUUGUGAACUUGCUUGGUGCUUGCACCAAAGGAGGUCCCAUCUACAUCAUAACUGAAUAUUGUCGCAACGGAGACCUGGUGGACUAUCUACACAGGAACAAGCACACCUUCCUGCAGUGCUACAGUGAGAAAGCCAAGCAAGAAGCAGAAUUGUAUGGGAAUGGCAUGCGUGUGGACCGGCUGCAGAGCCAUACAUCGGUAUCCGUAGAAAGCGAUGGGGGCUACAUGGACAUGAGUAAGGAUGAAUCAUUGGAUUAUGUGCCCAUGUCUGACAUGAAGGGUGAAAUCAAGUAUGUAGACAUUGAUUCUUCCAAUUAUGGAGCGACCUAUGAGCUAGACAGCUGUUCGCCUUCAGCUUCAGAAAAAGCGACCUUGAUCAGCGAGUCUCCGCUCCUCAGCUAUAUUGAUCUUGUUGGAGUUAGCUUCCAAGUGGCUAAGGGAAUGGAAUUCUUAGCUUCUAAAAACUGUGUACACCGUGAUCUGGCUGCGAGAAAUGUACUGAUCUGUGAAGGGAAACUGGUGAAGAUCUGUGACUUUGGCCUAGCCAGGGACAUCAUGCGGGAUUCAAAUUAUAUUUCCAAAGGAAAUACCUUCUUGCCUUUGAAAUGGAUGGCCCCUGAGAGCAUCUUCAACAACCUCUACACUACCUUAAGUGAUGUGUGGUCUUUUGGGAUUCUUCUGUGGGAAAUAUUCACUCUAGGUGGGACUCCAUAUCCUGAACUGCCUAUGAAUGACCAAUUUUAUAAUGCUAUUAAACGUGGCUACCGGAUGUCCAAACCUACCCAUGCAUCCAAUGAAAUCUAUGAAAUUAUGCAGAAAUGCUGGGAAGAGAAAUUUGAGAUUCGACCACCUUUCUCUCAACUGGUAGUACUUAUGGGGAACCUGCUAACAGACAGCUACAAGAAGAAGUAUCAACAGGUCAAUGAAGAAUUCUUGAAAAGUGAUCACCCUGCUAUUAUGCGUACGAGGCCCAGGAACACAGGAUUCAGUCCUUCUAGGUCCACUGCAAGUGACAGUGUCAGUUCAAGUUCUGUCCUCUAUACAGCUGUGGAGCAGAAUGGAGUGGACAAUGAUUAUAUCAUUCCUUUGCCUGAUCCUAAACCAGAAGGAGACACUAAUAACCCUCCAGAGGCCUCUAGCAGCAGAGCAAGUUCAACCCUGAAUGAAGCAAACACUUCAUCUACUAUAUCUUGUGACAGUCCUUUAGCCCCAGAGCAAGAAGAAGAACAAGAAGCACCUGAGUUAAAGUCAGAUUGCUAGGGUUACCAGUGCUCUGUGCUCCUGCGUAUGCUAGUACUGGGGAGUUCCACCCAGUGGGAAAACGUGCACAUCCCCCUUCAUUCAAUCAUAUCAAAAUACAAUUACAGCUUGUUCCUCCUUCCUCUAAAACAGAAGCCUGGAAUUAUCGAAAGAGGUCUUUUCUGAGACCAGGAGUAUUGGAGUAAGACCGCAGACUAAAUCAGAACAAUUCAAGUCAGUGUUGUGUGAUAAUUCUUGGUGGCUUCUGAACUGGGAUUGCAUUCAUUUCAACCUUUAAUGCAGAAUUGGCUCUUCCGUCACCAGAUACCUUAGUUCACCACACAUGUUUUCACCUGCUAAAUCAGAGUAUCAGAAGAAUACUGAUACUUAAUAGCCACAACAAUUUCUGGAUCAAACAGCUCUCCCCAUGACAAAGCAAAUCUCCACAAGGUCAAGCAAAAGGGCCUCCUGGGUUUCAAUUGGGACAAAUGCCUUUUGAUUCGUGAAACUGUUCUUGACCGUUACUCGCUUACUGGAUUAUCAAGUGAUGCUUUUAAAAACAUAUCCUUGGAAAGGAUGGAAAAUGGGACAGAUGGGACAGGAGAAGUCCCAUGCAGAAGUCACUUAGGAGACUCAGAAAAGUUUUGUCCAUUGUUUAAGGUUUAUAAUUGCUGGGGCCUGCCUUUCUUCUUAGGUCCCCCACUUCUUUCAUUAAGCAUUCCAACAUGGUAAAUGAUUUCAUGAGUUACAGGUACUCAGAUUCUGCAGCUGCCCAGGCAGUAGCUAAGGACAGUAGCUAAAGCAGCAUUUUUUUAAGGGGAAAAAAAAAUGCAGAGUGCGUGGAGAUUCAUCCAGAGAUUCAGCUGAGAAGGAACAUUUCAGUGUUACAUUUCCAGCAGGCUGCCCUUUCAUUGGAUGAAAUGAAGUGAUUAAAAAGGAAUGCUUAGAUUUAUCCAAGACCGUAAGAGGAUGAAACAUGGAUCAUACAUUUUUUUUUCUUCUUUCUGCUUGUGCACUUUUUAAGCAAAAAAAAAAAAAAGCCUCACUGCCUGAUGGGCAGCUAUAUCUUUGGUUUAUUUCAGAGGGUUAUUAGUAACCACCAUUGCAUUCUGCUGAAUCUUACAGGUGUUCAGUUGCAACAGGUAGAUCUUGGAAAAUAAGAUUGGAUCUAACUGGUCUUUGGUGGGACUUUAGCAACUCAUGCAAAACCCUAAGGCUGUAGGCUGGUUGGGAAAUUGAAAAAGUUUCUCCAGCUGCAAGAAGUUCUUUCUUUAUUGUGGCCAGUGACAUGCCUUUGUCAUUUCCAGCAAUCAGACUGGAUUAUCAUUAUUCAGUCUUUCUGAGGUUGGAGACAGCACUUAAUAGCUUUGGGCUGCCGUAUCCAAAAUACCUUCCAGCGUGCUCAAAAGCGGAUCUACUUACUAGGCAGAAAAAUCUAGGAGAUCCAGGUCCCAUACCAGCUCCUAUGAUAAAUGUGUCUUUCCCUAUAUAAAUUGGAGGGCGGACCCCCGUCAUUCAUUUAGUGCCCUAUCUGUAGUAAUAUGGCACAAUGGUGAGGAUUGCUUUGGCUGUGGCUGCCACCUUGCCUUUUUAAUCCAUUGAUACCCCAGUACUCCCCCAUCGGCUGCUACUUAAGAUUUAAUGAGCAGGUAGCUGAAAUGCUUUUGCGCAUUUCAUGUUGUCCUUUGCUCUGCACAAUGCAAACAUUCAGAAAGCAAUCUAUUAUAAAAAGGCUUUUUUUAAAAAAAAAUUCUAGUGUCCUCUUUUCUACCAGAGGUAGUUCUAAAGUGCCUCAUUAUCCUCUUUUUAAAAAGUAUUUUAGCUACUUUUGAUCACAUUGUAUUAAUUGUAGGACAGAUAUAUUAUAUACUUAUAGUUAGUGUGUGUGUGUGUGUGUGUGUGUGUGUGUGUGUGUAUCAUACAGAUAGACAGGAGGGCAUAUAAAGUGAUUAUUUUCCUCUGGUCGAUCUAUUAACAAUUUUUCAUUUUUGAAAUAAUAUUCAUAUUUACCUCUAGCUUUUCUCAGUGAUAUAUUUUUUCUUUUUUUAAGGCACAGUCAGAGUAUUUGUUAUAAACAUUCAGUUGAUGUGGUAACAAUAGAGUUAGGAAAUGUUUGCAGGCAAACAUGCCAAUUUAAAGUCCAGUGUUAUAAUGGUUAAAAUGAAUUAUUCUAUAAAUUAUGGCCAGUACUAUGUCUAUCUCCUUCAAA